Messenger RNA from Hevea brasiliensis (rubber tree), 1377 nucleotides. RefSeq names its product DNA damage-repair/toleration protein DRT102. The record is from RefSeq and is a predicted model, not a curated record. NCBI's taxonomy places the organism in Eukaryota, Viridiplantae, Streptophyta, Magnoliopsida, Malpighiales, Euphorbiaceae. Gene Ontology annotation, molecular function: isomerase activity. Gene Ontology annotation, biological process: carbohydrate metabolic process. Bases 203 to 1174 code for a protein of 323 amino acids. The transcript is spliced from 2 exons.
CGGAAGGAAAGGGUAUACGCCACUUUUGGGUCUGAUGGGCCCAUAAUUUCAAUUCGGCAAGCUUUGAUUCAGAGGCCUUGUCAUCCCUUAAAACCCUGUCUGCAACAGUCUUGUUUUGCGAAGUGAAGCGCCAUGAUAAUUGGUGUCCCGUACUCCAUCACUCCCUGUUACGACCUCUACACCGCCGCUGCCAACAGCACAAAUGGCUGAAUCUACCGUCGCCGCUACUCCCCAGCCUCUCAAAAUCAUAACCGGAGCGGAUUCCUUCGGCUGCAACCUCAAGGACGCUCUUGUCUCGCAUCUCCGCUCUCUUAAGAUAGACGUUGAAGACCUCGGUACUUCCUCCUACUACUCGAUCGCCGCUGAGGUUGGCCGCCGCGUCUCCGCUGCUAACGCCACAUCUCCAUCCUCUCUUUGCCCUGAAAUCCGUGGCCUUGUAGCUUGCGGAACCGGCGUCGGUGUCUCCAUAUUUGCCAACAAGUUCCCUGGCGUCUUCGCUUCCACCUGCCUUUCAACAGCCGAAGCUAUCAACACCCGCUCCAUUAACAACUGCAAUGUUCUUGCGGUCUCUGGCAUGUCCACAUCUCCAGAAUCUGCCAUAGAAAUCCUCGACACCUGGCUCAAUACACCUUUCAAAGCCCCUUGUCCUGCUUCUAAUUUCGCUCCGUGGAGCGAAGAAAUAUCUUCUUUCCUGGAAAAUUCCCUUGCUGAAAUGCCAAAAAUUGGACAAGAGGAAAAAUCCAAUGAAAAUAAAGAAGAAACUCUAACUCCGUGUGCUCUAUGUUGCUUAGUGAAGAACAGGAAGCUGGAUCCGAUUGAUAUUAUCCCAGGAGGUUCAAUGAAGAUAGUAAGGGAGAGCCCAACAUCAGCUAUAGUGAGCUUCAAGGCAGGGAGUGUUGAGCCGGCCCAUCACCAUACAUUUGGGCAUGAUUUGGUGGUGAUGAAGGGGAGCAAGAGGGUGUGGAAUUUGAGCAAGAAGACAAAGUAUGAUCUGGGUGUUGGAGAUUAUCUGUUUACUCCUGCUGGGGAUGUGCACAGAGUGAAGUAUUUUGAGGAUACAGAGUUUUUCAUCAAGUGGGAGGGCCAGUGGGAUAUUUUCUUCGAUGAGGAUCUGGAGGUUGCAAAGAGUGCCAUUGAGAAAGAAGCAGAGGAUGGAUUUGAGUGGAUAAAGUAAGGUGUGGAUGUGAAAUGAGCUUCCUUUUUCUAUAAUGCCGGAUAUGUGUUGCAUGGUAACUCUUUGUUGUGUAAUGAAAGUUAAUAUCAUCAUUGUCAUAGAGUGAAAUAUAUUGAGGAUAUGGAGUUGUGAUCAUUACCAUUUGCUGUUAGUCCUGAACUUGAGCCUUAUUUUGAUACAUAAAUAAGUUAUCUUUGAAGUAA